AUGCAUCAGUUCAAGCCAGUUAAAAGCAAUCUUAAGAAUAUCGAGUCCGGCAAAGAGACAAACGUCCGGCCACUUUGCCCGAAACCUCGCCGGCCGAGCCCUGCCAUUCCUGAAUUUCUCAAGCCCCACAGAUGCAACAAACACAGCCAAGUGAAUGCUGAUGGAAGAAUGGAAGUUUUAAACAUGGUUGGUGAGAAGCAAAUUGAAGGAAAGGAAUCAAUUUGUAGUGGGUGCUCCCCAUCUUGCUACUCAGGAUCUCCUCCAAGAAGAACUGAAAACCCUUUGGUGAAUGAUGUGCAGUUCAUUCAUCAGAUGGAGCUACUUUCACCAUUUACAAGAACCAAACUUUCUGAUAAGUUUGGGAUCACUUCUGCCUCACCAGUUUGA
This is a messenger RNA of Pistacia vera, 387 nucleotides long. RefSeq lists its product as uncharacterized. Lineage: Eukaryota; Viridiplantae; Streptophyta; Magnoliopsida; Sapindales; Anacardiaceae. Bases 1 to 387 code for a protein of 128 amino acids. The record is from RefSeq and is a predicted model, not a curated record. The transcript is spliced from 3 exons.